Molecule: messenger RNA, 1183 nt
Organism: Paramuricea clavata
Lineage: Eukaryota; Metazoa; Cnidaria; Anthozoa; Malacalcyonacea; Plexauridae
Source: the annotation of a GenBank genome assembly
AUGAUUGGAUUCGAGGUACAGUAAAAGAGAUGCGAUGUCCUUGCUAUACGAACGAGCCUUAGCGGAAGAACCUUGGAGCUGAUAAAAGGAAUUGGUAGCGACUACGAUGCUGCAUGGGACCACCUAGAUUCGAUAUACGGAGACCCUAGAUUUGUCGUAGACACCGUCACCCAUGACAUUUCAAAAUUCAAACCACUUCGUGAAGAUGAAGACUCAAGAUUUGUGACUUAACCCAACUGGUUAGAAGAAGCUACAACACGGUCAAGGAAGUCAACAGACAGUUUGACAUCUAUAACAAUCACAUGAUAGCAAUAAUUGAACAAAAAUUGCACAUGAACGACAGGAAGAUCUGGUCGCGCCAUUUGGAAAGCAGUGGAAAAGAAGCUACGUUAGAAAAUCUAAUGAGGGCUACAGCGCCUUUUUGAAGUAUGUAAUCCAGGCAUCCGGUUGGAAGUUUCAAUGCUGAUAUUUCUGGAAGUAACCCUAAGUGCUGGGUCUGCAAGAGUUCCAGCCAUUUCGUUGAUCAGUGCAGAACGUUUGCCGCCAUGAACCCUGGUGAACGAUUACAAGCUGUUAAGGACAAUCGUGCCUGUUAUAGUUGUCUCAAGCGUGCAGGUAGAGACCACAGAUCAUCAAAUUGUUCCAGAAGACGUCAGUGCCAAGUGAAAGUGAACGGUAACCAGUGUAAAUACUACCAUCAUCACCUACUCCAUGAAGAUAACCCAAAUCCUGCUGCAAAGAUUGGAACAUUUACAACAGACAAAAUUGUUAAAAUAUUCCUAUUCAGAUUAGUUUAAUUAAAACGUCAGUCGCCAAAGAUUUAAAGCUAAAGGGAAAGGACGUUGUUGUGACUCUUAUAAAAGUAGGAUGUCAAGAAGAGGAAUUACACAUCAAAGUAUAUCGUGUUACGGUUCAGUCGCUAGAAAAUCAGUCAUGUCACACAAUUGAAGCCAUUGCAAUUCCCUCUGAUAAUGAUGAAAUUUCCUUUGUCAAAAUAGAUGAGCUAACCACAAAGUUUGGAUUAUCAAGAGGUGACAUUGGAAGAGGAACUGGUGAUACGGAUCCAUACUGGAGAAACGAAAAAAGCAGGAAAUCUUGUGGCACGCCGUUCCCCUCGAGGUUGGGUGAUCCUUGGUGCUACAGCAACUCGAAACCAGUCAACAACUUGAAACCAGCAGAGUAA